AUGGACACAGUGCUCCUCCUGCUGUCAGUUGUGUGUUUGGGUGUCUACUCUCAGCCAAUCACAGACAACCAGCGUCUGUUCUCCAUCGCAGUCAGCAGAGUCCAACACCUCCACCUGCUCGCCCAGAGACUCUUCUCCGACUUUGAAAGCUCUUUGCAGACAGAGGAGCAACGUCAACUCAAUAAAAUCUUCCUGCAGGAUUUCUGCAACUCUGAUUAUAUUGUCAGCCCGAUCGACAAACACGAGACACAGCGCAGCUCGGUUCUGAAGCUGCUGUCAAUCUCCUAUCGAUUGAUUGAGUCCUGGGAGUUUCCCAGUCGCUCUCUGUCUGGAGGUUCAUCUCUGAGGAACCAGAUUUCACCAAGACUGUCUGAGCUGAAGACAGGAAUCCUGCUGCUGAUCAGGGCCAAUCAGGAUGAAGCAGAGAACUUCCCUGACAGUGGCGCCCUCCAGCUCGCGCCUUACGGAAACUAUUACCAAAGUCUGGGAGCUGAUGAAUCGCUGAGACGAAGCUAUGAACUGCUGGCAUGCUUCAAGAAGGACAUGCACAAGGUGGAGACCUACCUGACGGUGGCUAAAUGUCGACUCUCUCCAGAAGCAAACUGCACUCUGUAG
Archocentrus centrarchus (flier cichlid) is the source of this 615-nucleotide messenger RNA. It is a transcript of the gene gh1, whose product is annotated as growth hormone 1. Gene Ontology annotation, molecular function: growth hormone activity; growth hormone receptor binding. The transcript has 6 exons. Gene Ontology annotation, cellular component: extracellular region. The coding region runs from base 1 to 615 and encodes 204 amino acids. Gene Ontology annotation, biological process: response to nutrient levels; positive regulation of growth; growth hormone receptor signaling pathway. The record is from RefSeq and is a predicted model, not a curated record. NCBI's taxonomy places the organism in Eukaryota, Metazoa, Chordata, Actinopteri, Cichliformes, Cichlidae.